Molecule: messenger RNA, 762 nt
Organism: Penicillium roqueforti
Lineage: Eukaryota; Fungi; Ascomycota; Eurotiomycetes; Eurotiales; Aspergillaceae
Product: vacuolar protein sorting family 37 protein
Exons: 2
Coding region: 1-762 (253 amino acids)
Biological process (GO): protein targeting to membrane; ubiquitin-dependent protein catabolic process via the multivesicular body sorting pathway; protein targeting to vacuole
Cellular component (GO): ESCRT I complex
Source: RefSeq, a predicted model, not a curated record
AUGGCUCAACCACCGUCUCCUUUCCCUCCACAAUCGCAGUUCUACUCAUCCCAAAUAAUGAAUCCCGAGACACCUCCUCUACCACCUCCAAAACCCAACAGCCACGAAGCCAGUCGAGGCGGCACCCCGCAAAAUACCUCUGCACAAGCCUGGCAGCCAGACAACCAGACAGGCGCACACCAAGGCGCAUAUCCCAAUAAUCCCCAACAACUCUAUAUCCCCGAUCCCCCAACAAUCGAGGAGGGCUGGCUCCCAGAACUGCUAUCAGACAAGUCAACAACCGACCUCCAGACAAUUAUCAAAGACCCAAGCCUGAUAUCCGCCCUCUCAAGCCAACACGCCUCCUAUACAGCCCGCCAACAACACCUCGAGAGCCUAAUCCAGACCAACAAAGAGCUCGCAACCCGCGUCUUAGAAAUGCAGAAUCACCUCGCCGAAGUCCGCGCCUCCACCGAGACGAUGCUGAUCACACACCAAUCGCUAGAGGUCUCCUGGCGUAAGAAGCAGGCCGAGAUGGAUGCCGCCCUAGCCCCGUGGUCGCCGAAGGCGCUAUACCAGCGCUUCAGCGCGGCGAUCACGGAGCAGGAAGCCGUCUGCCAUGCUGUUGAAGAGAGUUUCCUCGACGAAGAUCAUCACGGCCGAGCCACAGAGAAGGAGAUUGCAGAUUGGGUCCGGCGCGUACGGGGCGAGGCAUCCAAGUUGGCGGCUCGCAAAGAGGCCAAGGCACGGUGGGAUGAGGGUCGAGUUGGGGGUUGGCGAUGA